AUACAGGGGAAUGCAUCCUGCUUUUAUCCUGGAGUUCACUUCUGUGGAUUGGAUUUAUCCCAGUAGCACUAGUCUUCCAUCUGAGUGUUGACUAGAGAUCAAGCAAAGACAUGAGGAGAUUUGUCUACUGCAAAGUGGUUCUAGCCACUUCUCUGAUGUGGGUUCUUGUGGAUGUCUUCUUACUCCUGUACUUCAGUGAGUGUAACAAAUGUGAUGACAAGAAGGAGAGAUCCCUGUUGCCUGCACUGAGGGCUGUUAUUUCAAGAAACCAAGAAGGGCCAGGAGAAAUGGGAAAGGCUGUGCUGAUUCCUAAAGACGACCAAGAGAAAAUGAAAGAGCUGUUUAAAAUCAAUCAGUUUAACCUUAUGGCCAGUGAUUUGAUUGCUCUUAACAGAAGUCUGCCAGAUGUAAGAUUAGAAGGAUGCAAGACAAAAGUCUACCCAGAUGAACUUCCAAACACAAGUGUAGUCAUUGUAUUUCACAAUGAAGCAUGGAGUACUCUCCUACGAACUGUGUACAGUGUUAUAAAUCGGUCCCCACACUCCCUGCUCUCAGAGGUCAUCUUGGUAGAUGAUGCAAGUGAAAGAGAUUUUCUAAAAUUGACACUAGAGAAUUACGUGAAAAAUUUAGAAGUGCCAGUAAAAAUUAUCAGAAUGGAAGAGCGCUCUGGGUUAAUACGUGCACGUCUACGAGGAGCAGCUGCUUCCAAAGGCCAGGUCAUCACUUUUCUGGAUGCUCACUGUGAGUGCACGCUAGGUUGGCUGGAGCCCUUGCUGGCAAGAAUAAAGGAAGACAGGAAGACAGUUGUGUGUCCUAUCAUUGAUGUGAUUAGUGAUGAUACCUUUGAAUAUAUGGCUGGGUCAGACAUGACUUAUGGGGGUUUUAACUGGAAACUGAAUUUUCGGUGGUAUCCUGUUCCCCAAAGAGAAAUGGAUAGAAGGAAAGGAGACAGAACAUUACCUGUCAGGACCCCUACUAUGGCUGGUGGCCUAUUUUCUAUUGAAAGAAACUACUUUGAAGAGAUAGGAACUUACGAUGCAGGAAUGGAUAUCUGGGGUGGAGAGAAUCUUGAAAUGUCUUUUAGGAUUUGGCAAUGUGGAGGCUCUUUGGAGAUUGUGACCUGCUCCCAUGUUGGCCAUGUUUUUCGAAAAGCAACUCCAUAUACUUUUCCUGGUGGCACUGGUCAUGUUAUUAACAAGAACAACAGGAGACUGGCAGAAGUUUGGAUGGAUGAAUUUAAAGAUUUCUUCUAUAUCAUAUCUCCAGGUGUUGUCAAAGUGGAUUAUGGAGAUGUGUCAGUCAGAAAAACACUGAGAGAAAAUUUGCAGUGUAAGCCCUUUUCUUGGUACCUAGAAAACAUCUAUCCGGACUCCCAGAUCCCAAGGCGUUAUUAUUCACUUGGUGAGAUAAGGAAUGUUGAAACCAAUCAAUGUUUAGACAACAUGGGCCGCAAGGAAAAUGAAAAAGUGGGAAUAUUUAACUGCCAUGGCAUGGGUGGAAACCAGGUGUUUUCCUAUACUGCUGACAAAGAAAUCCGAACUGAUGACUUGUGCUUGGAUGUCUCAAGACUCAAUGGCCCUGUGAUCAUGUUAAAAUGCCACCAUAUGAGAGGAAAUCAGCUGUGGGAAUAUGACGCUGAGAGGCUCACCCUGAAACAUGUUAAUAGUAACCAGUGUCUCGAUGAACCUUCUGAAGAAGACAAAAUGGUGCCCACAAUGCAGGACUGCAGUGGAAGCAGAUCCCAACAGUGGUUGCUGCGAAACAUGACCUUGGGGGUUUGAAGACUCUUUCCUCCAGUCAUAGAAUUGUCUAUAUUUUUGUUUCCUCAUUGUUUUGGUUAGGGGAAGGUAUUGACUUUACUGAUUUGAACAUUUUAAAGAAACCUUUUAGUACUCUAAAACACAAUUGUUUACAAUUCAUUCUUAGGAAUGUUUGAUUAUUUCCCUACUAAAAUUUCUAUCUGAUUGAAGAAGCACAUAAAAACAUAAAUAACAGCAGAUGUUAUUAAAUAUUGGAACAACCUGAAAAAUAAUUUUUUUGCUUUAAAAUAAUCUUUAUUAUCCUCACAUCAAGGAUUAUUGGGGAAUUAUUUUAUAGAGGUUAAAAUGAGAUAAUGUAAUGCCUU
Perognathus longimembris pacificus (Pacific pocket mouse) is the source of this 2125-nucleotide messenger RNA. It is a transcript of the gene Galnt13, whose product is annotated as polypeptide N-acetylgalactosaminyltransferase 13. The record is from RefSeq and is a predicted model, not a curated record. The coding region runs from base 111 to 1781 and encodes 556 amino acids. Gene Ontology annotation, cellular component: Golgi apparatus. The transcript has 11 exons. NCBI's taxonomy places the organism in Eukaryota, Metazoa, Chordata, Mammalia, Rodentia, Heteromyidae.